GACCUAGAUCAGCACAACCACUUGGUACAUAGUACCUGUAGAUCAUCGUAUAUCGCCAUGUCAUGCUCGAACAUUCCCGAAGAAGCGACGGCGAACCAGGCGGAAGAACAGACGUUGAUGCCUCGUAAACGGAGGGCCAAGGAUAUCUGUGUGAAAUGUCGUACGGAGAAGGGACAGAUCGUCAGGCUCAGUAUCACUUAUUGCAAGAAAUGUUUUUACAACGCCACCUACCUCCGACUAGCCAAGAAUAUCAACCUCGCUAUCACCUCCACACCCAUACCCAUACCCACAACCUCCUCCUCCUCCUCCUCCUCCUCCUCCUUUUCUCCUCUUACCACCAACUCUACCACCACUACUACGAAUCCUCCAUCCCGCACUCCGAACGCUCAUAACAGCCAUAUACCUAAAACACCCACUCCAGGCCGCCCGCCCCUCCAACCGGGGGACCUCUUAAUCGGCCUGUCGGGCGGGGCGGGGAGCUUAGCUAUGUUAGACCUGCUCUUGCAGAACGGGUUUGUCGGAGAUCGAGAUUCGGAGACCAAGAGCCAGGGACAGGGGGGACAGGGGGGGACGAGACAUGUAAAGAGGUUCACGUGGAGGCAUUGUUGGGUCGUCCAUGUGGAUUUCAGUGGGGUGCUCGAUAAGGUACACGACCGCACCGCCUCCCUAAAAGCCCAGAUCGAUUCCUACAAAUCACCGUACCUCACCUUCGUCCCGCUCAAGAUCCAGGAUGUUUAUGAUGAUCGGAUACCGGGGUUGUUGGCUGGUCUAAGGAGGGGGAGUGUAUGGGCACCUCAGGGAGAAGUGCGGGCGGAUGCAGGGGAUGUGAGGGGUGCGGGGGAUGCGGGGUUGAAGGUGGAUCUAGGCAGAGCAGAUAUUCCUAUUCUCAGCGACACGACACCAAAAUCCACACUCAACUCGACCGUUUCAAAGCCCCUGGAAACGCUCCGAUCCCUCCUAUCCACUCUCCCUUCCUCGUCCCACCCACACCUGCUCCAAACGCUCCUCCAGACCCUUCUACAGACGACAGCGUACAACCUACCGAACAUCUCGCACCUCUUGUUGGGGGGUACUUCUACCCGACAAGCGGUAGGUAUCAUCAGCGGGACUUCUGUCGGACGAGGAUGGUCCUUGGGGUCCGAACUCGCGCUAUCCGGCUUCCUCCCUGAUCCGGCGGACUCGUCCGCACCGACCCAAGCGAAGAAUGGGAAUGAGAACGCUGGCGGUGGUGUUAAGGGACGGAUCGCGAGGAUAAAGCCGAUGAGGGACGUCAUGGUCAAAGAGGCCGCUUAUCACUGUCACACGAGAGGGAUCGAGACGUACAAUUUCCGAGGAUGGGAUACGUUCGAAGGGUCUGCGCAGGUGAAUGGUGGAGCGAGGAAGGUCGUCGUUGGGGAGGCUAGGGGGAAGGGAGGGGUGAGGAGUUUGGAGAAGCUUACGGAAGAUUUCGUCUUCAACCUGGACGUGGAUCAUCCUUCGACCGUAUCGACGAUAACGAGGACGGGGUCCAAGUUGGUCUUCAAGGGGUACGGCGGGUUGGAGGUCGACAAGCAGCAACAUGCGAAUGGAAGCGGAAAGGGUAAGACCAAAGAGUGGGGGAUCUGUCCGUUUUGUGGAUGUCCGGAAGAACCGAGUGCGCUGGAAUGGAAAGCCCGGACAGCCUUGACUUCGCUCGGUCGCACGGGACCCGCCGCAGCUGACACCGAGGCUUCGUCCGGCAAAGCGGUCGACGUCGCUGAGGAAGCGGUGAAACGGACCAUGCACCGGGGUCGGGAUACCCCCGCAGAUCAGAUGGAAGCGCAGACCGAAGUGGCGAGCCUGGCUGAACGGAUGUGUUAUGCCUGUCUGACGGCGUUCUCGAACGGGACGUCUGGGUUGAGAAAAAAGGGGGACGAUCCCGAUGGAGAGCGGUUCGAGGUAGAGUUGCCUUACUGGGUUACGAGACGCAUGCGAGUGCAUGCAAGUGAUGGCGACGGGGUGGAUGGGGAACCGGACGAGGUGGUCGCUACGGGUGAGAUGGGGAGGGACGAGAUGAAGGCUGUCGUUGGCGAGUUCUUGAUCGACGAGGACGAGGAUGCGUGAUGCUUGAUACGAGGGUUGUACGAUAUAUGCCCCUAGGAUCGGUUCACGUCGAGUCUGACCCCUGGCGAUCGAUAAUUAUGACGAUUGCAUCGCUUGAACUAACUUUGUACAUUACCUGACUACUUGAAGAACAUGCCAU
Filobasidium floriforme is the source of this 2221-nucleotide messenger RNA. RefSeq lists its product as uncharacterized. Gene Ontology annotation, molecular function: sulfurtransferase activity; tRNA binding. Gene Ontology annotation, cellular component: cytosol. The coding region runs from base 58 to 2082 and encodes 674 amino acids. NCBI's taxonomy places the organism in Eukaryota, Fungi, Basidiomycota, Tremellomycetes, Filobasidiales, Filobasidiaceae. The transcript has 7 exons. Gene Ontology annotation, biological process: tRNA wobble position uridine thiolation. The record is from RefSeq and is a predicted model, not a curated record.